AUGGAAAUGCUCAAAUUCGAGGAUGAGGGCUCUCUGGCUCCUCUAUAUAAUCUCCCAACCUGGCCUGGCUUCUACUCUUCUUUCUUUCCUCCUCAUCACUUCACAUCUCAGAGUCUGCACCCGUACCAGCAGCCUUUUUCUUCUUCAGAGCCAAGUCUUUGGCCUUCAAGCUUCACCUCGAGUCACACCAGUAGCCUUGGCUACUCAGAUAACUUCACACACAACUUCCUCCCGAGUCCAUCACCAUCAAGUCUUUCGAGCGAUUACAGCUGCCCAGACUGCUUUAUACACCACCCACCCCCGAAUCUGCCUCCGCCCAUCCUUCCCUCCGCCAACACCUAUCGCAGUCUUUACCAAGACCAGCCCACCCACAUCAAGGCCGAGCCGUUACCCCUUUUUACACACAACUACCUCUCGCGUCUCCCGCCUCCAAGCCUCCCUUCAAACAACAGCUGCUGCUGUUGCUCCUCCUACUCCUUCACCAACACACAGUUACCAUCUCCCCCCCUCUCCUCCGACCACCGCCAAGACGCAAUGUCUUCCUCCCCCGCCCUCGUCGGUAGCAAGUCCCCUGCUGCUGUAGGUGCGGGCUCUGUCGCCGGCCCCGGCAUAGUCUCCCAGGCUUGGACCCGGUACCAGAAGACCUGCGCGGUCCUCCAUGAGUACGAGGACAUCUCCCCCUCUCUCAUCCUCCGGGUUAUGCAGGUGCCAGUGACCCUCGAGGAGCAGCGAACCUUUGUUCGCCACCUCCGCCAACAGGGCGUCUCGUACGCCGACAUCAAAGACCUCGGAGAGCUGACCACCUCUCUGAGCACCCUCCGCGGCUGGGACCGCAUGAAGAAGCCCCCCUCUGCUCGUCCUCGCGCCCCGCGCUGGACCACCAAAGACAUCAAAAUCAUGCACCGCGCCGUGAACGCAGUGCUCGAGACGAUGGACAUCGGGUCCCCCGGGUUCUGGCGUCGUGUGGAGGAGGAGAUGCCCAAGCUCCAGGCGACGCAUCGCUUCUCUGCCCAGGCCAUCGCGGCCAAGUACGACAACCGAAGUCGGGGUGACAUCGCCCGCCGGAGGGCCAACACCACAGCGCAGUAA
This is a messenger RNA of Fusarium redolens, 1089 nucleotides long. RefSeq lists its product as uncharacterized. The record is from RefSeq and is a predicted model, not a curated record. The transcript is spliced from 6 exons. NCBI's taxonomy places the organism in Eukaryota, Fungi, Ascomycota, Sordariomycetes, Hypocreales, Nectriaceae. Bases 1 to 1089 code for a protein of 362 amino acids.